AUGAUGGAUAGCUUUCUAUCUCUUUCCUUGUUACUGCUAAUUUUAUCUAAAUGUAACUAGGCAUAAACUAUAGAUUACAUUAAAAUAAAAUUUCUUCAUAAGUGCGAUGAUGGCAAUAUCUUUACUUUUGAUGGUUGUUUUAAUUUAUAAUAAUUAUGUUAAGAAUCAUGUCAGGUUUGUUUAUAUGGAGAAUGCCUUUUGUAUGAAGAAAAUGAAAAAAUUUUGUGUGUUUCCGGUGAAUGUGUAAUGAUUCAAGAAGUUGUCAAUCCAUUAAUUUCAUCCUAAAAAAGCUCAGAUAUAAUGUUCUAAAAUUAAAAUGGAUAACCUAUCUGUGGGGAUAAUAAAAUUUCUGGGGAUGAGUAAUGUGAAGAUGGCAAUGAUAUUCCUUUUGAUGGAUGCUUUAAUUGUAGAUAUUAGUGUGAGGAAUUAUGUUUAAUAUGUAUUAAGGGUUAUUGCAUUUAAAAGGAUACACGUAAUUAUAAAUCAGAAUUAUUUAACAUAUAAUUUAACAUCACCUAUGAGCCAUCUAUUAUUAAUUCAUCUGAUGAUGAUAAAAUUCCAUAAAUUUUAAAAUGUAAAAACUUUGUUAAUAAUAUUUGUAUUUUUUGUAUCGAGGGAUAUUAUCUAAAUUCAGUUACUAAUUAGUGUAAAACACAUUGUGGAGAUUAUAUUGUUUAGGGUAAGGAAGAAUGUGAUGAUGGUAACUAAGAGAAUCAUGAUGGAUGUUCAUAAUGCAAAUUAAUAAAGUACAAUCAAUGUAAUUAAGAAGGAUAAAAUUUUUGUUCUGUUUGUGAAUAUGGGAAAUGUUUAAAGUGUAUUGAUGGAUACUUAUUAUAAAAUUAUAUCUGUACAACAUAAUGCGGAGAUGGAUAAGUUAAUGCUAUUGAAAAUGAAGAAUGCGAUAACCCUGAUGAUAAAGGUUGUAUACAUUGUAAGAUUCAUCCUUCUUAUAUAUGUGUAGGACCAACUUUUUCCCUUUGUCUUACUUGUGAAAUAAAUUGUAUCUAAUGUUAAAGUCUAGAUUAUUCACUCACUUGUCAAAAAUGUAUAGAUGGAUAUUAUCCUAUUGGAAAAUAGUGCAGACCUUGUGAUGAUAAUUGUGUAAGUUGUUAAGGAUAAUCAUUUCUUUGUACAUCAUGUUAUAGAAAAGAUUGUGAUUUUUGUGAAAAUUAUGAAGGAUUUUACACUGAUGUAGAAAAUAAAGUUUGUAUUACUAUUUGUGGUGAUGGGAUAUUAAUUAAAUAAUUUGAAGAAUGUGAUGAUGGUAAUUUAUUAGAUGAAGAUGGAUGUGAUUCUAAUUGUCAUUUAGAAGGAAAUAAAAUUGAUUACUCUAAUUUAUAAAUCUUAAAAUCAAUUAAACCCUAUUAAUAUCAAUUUUAAAUGGGAAAUGAAUAAAAUAAAUACACUUUAGAUUGUUAUAAUGCUAACAUUAAAAUAGAUUCUUAUAAUUCUAAUUAAUUUCAAUAUACAAUAGAAAGUUAAGAAGAUCUCUGUAUAAUCUAAUUUACAUUCUUUUCAACUAUUUAUUCAUAUAAUGUGAUUCAUGUUAUAUUUUAUUUUUAUGAAACUAAAUCAAGGAGUUUAUAAUAAUAAGAAAACACAAUUUAAUUUGACAUAAAACCUGAAGAAUUUAUUGUUAAAUCUGAUAAUCAAUUAUAAUAGGCUAAUUCAAUAUCUAAUGCAUAAGAAUCAUUUGGUUUUAUUUUUUUGAUUUUGAUCCCAAUAUCAAUUAUAACAAAUCUAUUUGAUUAUUUAUGGGCUGUUUUGGAGAUUUUAAGUUGGAUCAAUAACUUUUAUUUUUUAAAUGUUAAUUACCCUUUCAAUGUAGAAACAUUUUUAUUAAAUUCUGAUUGGUCAAAUUUUUUUAAUUUUCCAACUUAUUAAGGAUUGAAUUAACCUGAUUGUGAUUAUUAUUUUAAAGCUCCCUUGAGAUUUCAAUAUAAAGGAAUCAAUCCAUUAUUUUUUAAUAAUGUUUAGAUACCUUUGAUGUUUAUUUUCUCAUCCAUUGUUGUAUAUCUACUUAUUACAUUUCUUCUCAAGAUCUUGAGAUUGAAAAAUUAAACUUAAAUAGAGUAAAAAAUUAUUUAAUCUAAAAAAAAAUUUAGUAUUUUUAAAUUAAAUGAUAAUACCUAAACUUAAAAAUUAAAAAAUUAAGAAAAAAUAAAAAGUAAUAAAAAAAAAAAUUUCCGAAAUCAUAAAAUAUUAGAUUCUUUAAUCAAUUUGUUAUGUUUAGUUUAGAAAGAACUCAAAAAGAAAAUUAAAUAAACUGUUUCUUUAUGCUUUCUAGACAUAACUUUAGCUAUUAUGCUUUAAUUAAAUAAUGCCCAACACCUAAAUAAUUUUGUAGUUGCUAUUAAUUAGAUUAUUGCUUUUUUUUCAAUAAGCCUAAUCCUAUAUUAUUUAUAUGAAUGCUUUUAAACAAUUAACAUUCAUAAACAUUUAGCUGAGAAUUAGUUUUUUAAAGAAAAGUAUUAUAUUUACUAUGAAAAUGUUAAUACAAAUUCAAGUUAUGGUUAUAAGUAUAAAUUUGUUGGACUUUUAAGAAAAAUAUUCUAUAUAUUUUUUAUGGUUUAUUGUUAUGAUACUCCAUUGUUACAAACUCUUUGUUGUUUUUUAUCAAGUAAUUUAGGGUUGGCUCUUAUCUUAUACGAGAAUCCUUAUUAAACAAAAUUUUAAUUCAUUUUUUAAUUUUUCUCAGAUUUAAGUUUAAGUUCAAUACUUUUUAUUAUAGUUUUAUUUGCUUUUAAUGAUUAACGAUAGGUAUCAUUUAUUGAAGAUAAAAAAAUAAUUUUAGGAUGGAUAAUUAUAGCAUUUGUAAUAUUAGCUUUGUCAGUUGAAAUAAUAGUACUAUUUUUUUAAUUAAUAUUAUCAUUCUACUCUGCUUUUAAAUUAAUGAAAAGUUUAAUAAUGAGCAUUUUUAAAAAGAAAGAAGAGAAUUAAAAUAAAAUUGAAUAAUUUUAAGAUCGUUUGGAAAAUAAUUAGGUUCCAUAAUAAGAAUAAUAAGAAUAAUAAUCAGAAUAAUAAUAAGAAUAAUCAGAAUAAUAAUCAGAAUAAUAAGAAUAAGAAUAGGAGUUACAAGAUUAAAUGAAGUUCAAUAUUAAUAAAAGUGAAAUACCUAAUCAGUAAUCAGAAAAGAAUUUAGAUGAAAUGAAGUUAACAAAAUUAAAAAGUUAAACCAUAUAACUUACUUUAGAAAAAUAAACUUUAAAUAAUAUUUGUACUAUGAAUGAUUCUCAUAUAUAAUAUUGA
This is a messenger RNA of Paramecium sonneborni, 3249 nucleotides long. NCBI's taxonomy places the organism in Eukaryota, Ciliophora, Oligohymenophorea, Peniculida, Parameciidae. The record is from the annotation of a GenBank genome assembly.